Diorhabda sublineata is the source of this 1768-nucleotide messenger RNA. RefSeq names its product MAP kinase-activated protein kinase 2 (gene MAPk-Ak2). Gene Ontology annotation, biological process: intracellular signal transduction; peptidyl-serine phosphorylation; protein autophosphorylation. The record is from RefSeq and is a predicted model, not a curated record. Bases 383 to 1444 code for a protein of 353 amino acids. Gene Ontology annotation, cellular component: cytoplasm; nucleus. Gene Ontology annotation, molecular function: calcium/calmodulin-dependent protein kinase activity; calcium-dependent protein serine/threonine kinase activity; calmodulin binding. The transcript has 8 exons. Lineage: Eukaryota; Metazoa; Arthropoda; Insecta; Coleoptera; Chrysomelidae.
GUUUAUGAGCUGUAUCAGACAAGGAUCAUAAAAAGUUAAUGGUAUUUCAUCAAUUUGAUUUACAAUAGAAUGCUUUUUUUGUCUUUUAACUAUUGACAUUAAGUUACUCUUGUUUAGUGCUAUUGCUCUAAAAGUAACUCACAGAAAAUGUAAUAAGGGAUGAUAUUUUUGUGAAUAUUUGGGAACAAUAAUAAAUUAUUGUAUAACUUUUUGUAUAUUCUCAUUUUCAUACAAGCUAUUGAAUGGAUCUGCAAUAAUUUCAGGUUAAAUAUUUUAGCAAGUUGAACGAGAGAUAAACAGUACGUCAAGUAUUUCAGGUGUAUGACUACUUAUCAGUUAAGUUAUUUUAGAUUAUUGAAUAUAAGAAAAGCUUCCAAUUAUCAUGAGUAAAGACACAAAAGUUAUACGUAUUCCCAAACGUACACCAAUAACAGAUGAUUAUGAAAUUACUAAACAAGUGCUUGGGUUAGGAAUAAAUGGAAAAGUUGUAGAAUGUUUCUGUAAAAAAUCGAAAGAAAAAUAUGCAUUGAAGAUUUUAGUUGAUAGUGUAAAAGCAAAAAGAGAAGUUGACUUACAUUGGAGAGCUAGUGGCUGUCGUCAUAUUGUGAACAUUAUUGAUGUUUAUGAAAAUAAGUAUAAUAACAGCACAUGUUUGCUUGUAGUAAUGGAAUGUAUGGAAGGAGGAGAGCUUUUCCAAAGAAUUCAAGAUCGGACAGAUGGUGCUUUUACUGAAAGAGAGGCCGCCCAAGUUAUGCAUGAAAUAUGUAUAGCUGUCAAGUAUCUACAUGAUAAUAAUAUAGCUCACAGAGAUUUAAAACCUGAAAACUUACUUUAUUCAAAGAAAGGGGCUUUUGGUGUACUUAAACUUACUGACUUUGGAUUCGCUAAAGAAACUUUAACCAAGGACACACUUCAGACUCCAUGCUAUACACCUUAUUAUGUUGCUCCUGAAGUAUUAGGACCUGAAAAAUAUGAUAAAAGCUGUGAUAUAUGGUCAUUAGGUGUAAUUAUGUACAUAUUGUUAUGUGGAUUUCCUCCUUUCUACAGCAAUCACGGACUGGCAAUUUCACCAGGAAUGAAAAAACGAAUUCGAAUGGGACAGUAUACUUUUCCCAAUCCAGAAUGGCAGAAUGUUAGCCAAGAUGCUAAAGACCUUAUCAGUGGGAUGCUAAAUGUUGAUCCCUCUAAGAGAAUGACCAUAGAUCAAGUUAUGGGCAAUAGAUGGAUUGCACAAUACACUGCGGUUCCCCAAACUCCAUUACAUACAAAUAAAAUGUUGAAAGAAAGUGUGGAAAUUUGGCCAGAAGUGCAAGAAGAAAUGACCCGUUCGCUAGCAACCAUGAGAGUAGACUAUGACCAAGUACAAAUUAAAACAUUGGAAAAUUCCAACAACCCCCUUCUCAACAAGAGACGCAAGAAAAUUUUAACUUCUGAAAAAAUGUGAAUAUUGUGGUUAAUUUUUACUUGAAAACGUUGCCAUGGUAUGCCAUAGUGUUUAAUGUAUUACCUUGAAUUUUAAUAAUAAGCUUGAGUGCAUUUACAAGAAAUUGUAUUAUUUUGAAAAGAAAAUUAUCUUUUAUGAAUUAUUUCAAUUAUCUUCAAGUAUUUUAAAUAUAUGUAGAAAAAUUCAUUUGAACAACUUUCAUAACUUUUUGCGUUAUGAAUUUAUUUAGCACAAGUGUCCUUAUGCUGUCAUUAUUUAGAUAAAUUUACCUCAAAUUUCUUGGGAUAAUCAGGUUAAUGCUUAAUAAAACUAUUUUUAGUAAAA